AUGGUUUGGAAUGCUAUAAGAGAAAUAUGUCAAAUUGUCAAUUGGGCUGCUCUCGUUUGGUCUUCAAAGGUUAUUCCGAGGCAUUUUUUCAUCCUUUGGUUGGCUUUCCGUGGUAGACUUAGUACCCGUGAUCGUAUUCUUGCUUAUAUGGAUAUUCCGGACGCCAAUUGUGUUCUUUGUAGUGGGUUUGCGGAGUCCAUUGAUCAUCUUUUGGCCAUGGGAAUUGUGAUAUUUCCGGGGUCUUGGGAGGAUAUAAAAGUUGCUGCCCAAGUCUUAUCUAAAGGUAGUAUAUUUCAUGCUAACGUCUUUAAGUGUGGGUUUGCUGCCAUCGUUUAUCAUUUGUGGGCCGAGAGAAAUGCUAGAGUUUUUGGUAGAGUUUGUUGA
Impatiens glandulifera is the source of this 384-nucleotide messenger RNA. RefSeq lists its product as uncharacterized. The transcript is spliced from 2 exons. The coding region runs from base 1 to 384 and encodes 127 amino acids. Lineage: Eukaryota; Viridiplantae; Streptophyta; Magnoliopsida; Ericales; Balsaminaceae. The record is from RefSeq and is a predicted model, not a curated record.